CAUCCAACCAAUUCACAAUGAGAGCCCUGCUGGCAAUCUGCGUCCUGGCACUGGUCACUCCAGCUGCCCUGGGUCGCACCAUGGAUCGCUGCUCACUGGCGCGCGAGAUGGCCAAUCUGGGUGUUCCUCGGGACCAGUUGUCCAAGUGGGCGUGCAUUGCAGAGCACGAGAGCUCCUACCGCACCGGAGUGGUGGGGCCUCCCAACACCGAUGGAUCCAACGACUAUGGCAUUUUCCAGAUCAACGACCUCUACUGGUGCCAGCCGUCCAGUGGAAAGUUCUCCCACAAUGGCUGCGGUGUGAGUUGCAACGCCCUCUUGACCGAUGACAUCAAAAGCUCCGUAAGAUGUGCCCUAAAGGUCCUGGGCCAACAGGGCUGGUCAGCCUGGUCCACCUGGCACUACUGCAGUGGGUACCUGCCCUCGAUCGAUGAUUGCUUUGUUCAAUUCGAUUCCUUCAAUUCCUUGAAUUCUCUCAACCAUGGACACUUCAAAAUGUAAUUGCGUUACAAAACAAUUAUGACUUUUUAAUACGUAUACGUUGAUUCACGGUAUACAUAUAAAAGUAUAUAUCUGUUACGUAUAAAUCAAAGAUAAGCGACAGCGAAUAAAAUUAGUCAUUGGAAUUUUGAACGGAACCAUAA
Molecule: messenger RNA, 643 nt
Organism: Drosophila mauritiana
Lineage: Eukaryota; Metazoa; Arthropoda; Insecta; Diptera; Drosophilidae
Product: lysozyme X
Exons: 1
Coding region: 18-500 (160 amino acids)
Molecular function (GO): lysozyme activity
Source: RefSeq, a predicted model, not a curated record